CUGAUUAGUUUAUUACCUGCACGCUAUCAUUCAUCAUACUUAAUACGCCUACUUGUAGUAAACCUUUCAAUUGACUACGUGAGCUCACCAAGUCUAAAAGCACGGCGCUUAGCCAGACAACGAAUCAGUGACUCUGCUUGCAGACGCUAUACUCAGGCUAUACUCGGUCAAAGCGAACAAAGUGACCUUUUAGCUAGCCAAUCAACAAAACGCUCAAAGCACCACAAUCCACCAACCAGACUAAUUUCAUCAUCUCGACAACCUUCCAACUUUGAUCUUGAACUUCCAAAUCUUGAACGCAGUCAGCCAACUCUAGAAUCCAUGGAUACUAUGACACCAGAAGAGAAAAUCUCCACUAAAAGAGGUGAGCAAGAUUAUGUUCAAAAGAAGACAUUUACUAACUGGAUGAACACAUAUCUAACUAAGGCUAAUCCUCAAUUAAGAGUUAAAGAUCUCUUCGAGGAAAUUCGAGAUGGAAUCAUUCUGAUUCGAUUGUUGGAAAUUCUCUCGAAGGAGACCUUGCCAAUCAAUAUUACAACUGACAUGAAACCAGCUUAUUGUUUGAGUAAUGUCAAGACUGCACUUGACUUUCUGGUCAAAAAGAAGGUUAAACUUGUAAAUAUUAACCCGGUGGAUAUUGUUGAUGGCAGACCAAAGAUCGUUCUCGGAUUGAUUUGGGUCAUUAUUCUUUACUUCCAGAUUGAAGAGCAGGAAGAUAUGUUACUUGAACUCCUCGGGAUACCCAAGACUGGAAGUAGAAGCAAGGUCACUGCAAAACAAGCACUCACAACCUGGGUCCAAAAUGCAUUUAGCGAGCAAUUCAAAAUCGACAUCAAGGACUUCGGCCCGAGUUGGAGAGAUGGAGUGGCCUUCAAUGCAAUUGUGCAUAGUAUUGAUCCAAGACUAGUUGAUAUGCGGGAAGUGGAGCGCAGAACCAAUCGUGAAAAUCUUCAAAGCGCUUUCACAGUGGCUGAGGAAAAGCUUGGAAUUCCAAAAAUUCUAGAUCCAGAAGAUGUUGAUGUUGAAAAACCGGAUGAGAAGUCAAUUAUGACCUACGUCGCCCAGUUCUACAAAGCUUUUCCGGAAACGGGAAAGCCGAAAUCAUUGAACCUUUGCGACAGCGAAACGCAACGUUUCACUGAAUUUUUGGAUGAUCUCCAAAAUGCAGAAAGCCGGUUGACGGAGUCCAUUCAAAUGAAUAAAAACUUUAAUGCAGCAUAUCCUUUGGACGACCUACUUCAAACUAUCGAGCAGAAUAAGCCAGACGCUCUGGCCGAUGCGCAAAUCGAGGAAAUGGACAAUAUUGCAGCCGAUUUCUUUCUGCAUCACCGAACUCUUUCGGACCAAUUGAAAAAUCUCGAACAAAUUACCGCUAAAAAGGACAAAAUUGAAGGCCUGUUAUCAAAAAUAGAGGAUAUGAUAGAACAUCCUCCCAUGGACUUCACAGAGCUAGAAGAAGGUUACAAUGAGAGUUUCUCGGACCUUACCACGUCGAUCACUGAAUUGGAGAACUUAGUGAGAUCGGCUCCAUUAAAGAUAAUUGUACAAGAUUUGGACUUCUCUCAUUUCCAAAGAAGAAAAUUGGAGAUUGUUAAAUCUUGGAAGAAUUUAUGCUCAAGUCGACGGCUUGAAAUUCAUGCUUUGGACGAUUUCGAGGAAGCAUACGGAAGGGUCGAUGCUCUAGUGAUUGAACUGGCAAGAUACUUUGAUGCCAUUGAAUCUGACCUCUCUUCGGCAAAUUCUGACCUAAUCAAAAGUGGAAUUACCAUGUUCGAGGAUCUCAUUGAUACACUCAAUAAUAGACUUCCAAACGACAUGGGAAACCUUAAGGAAAUUGGGAAGGCAAUUGUUGAAAGCGUUUCCGAAGGGUUCAAUAAUGAGCAACUGAAGAAAACGUGUAGCAAAAGGCUUACAUUGAUGGAGUCAAAACUGGAUGACCUAAUUAAUCGAAAAAUUGCAAUUGAAAAGAUUUGCAAUAAAGCGUCGGUUAGACUUCAGGGUUUUAAAAAAUUCACUGAAAUUCUGGAAAGCAAGGUUGCUGAAGCUAAACCAAAGUUGGCACUUCUUAAAUCAGGUCCAAAAAUCACUGGAAAAUCGGCCAAGAAUGACAUUGAUGCAACUAACGCUUGGUAUGCCGAAUGCGAAAAUCUUGAGAAUCUCUUCAAUUCAACUCAAAAUGCAGCUUCGAAAUUACAAACUCUUCUUGAAGAUCUGGAUUUCAAAUCUCCUCCAGAAUGCUCAGAAAUCUUUAACGAAUAUCACCGUCUUAGAGAUGAGUCAAAAGUAAGAUAA
This is a messenger RNA of Rodentolepis nana, 2292 nucleotides long. Lineage: Eukaryota; Metazoa; Platyhelminthes; Cestoda; Cyclophyllidea; Hymenolepididae. The record is from the annotation of a GenBank genome assembly.